This is a messenger RNA of Nasonia vitripennis (jewel wasp), 1227 nucleotides long. RefSeq names its product odorant receptor 269 (gene Or269). The transcript has 9 exons. Gene Ontology annotation, cellular component: plasma membrane. The record is from RefSeq and is marked inferred. NCBI's taxonomy places the organism in Eukaryota, Metazoa, Arthropoda, Insecta, Hymenoptera, Pteromalidae. Gene Ontology annotation, biological process: detection of chemical stimulus involved in sensory perception of smell; sensory perception of smell. Gene Ontology annotation, molecular function: olfactory receptor activity; odorant binding. The coding region runs from base 1 to 1227 and encodes 408 amino acids.
AUGAAAACCAGCGUUAAUCAACCGACAGAAGAUGAUCUCGAGUACUACAUCGGAUUUAACUUAAAGUUGCUGUCUUCAAUAGGCUUAAAAUGUAGUUUGGAAAAAAAUCUGAAGAGCUUGGGGCUUAUUAAUAAAUUGCCAACUUUUAUAAUGUGCAUACACGGGCUCAUUUUCUUCAUAUUCGAAAAUUAUUUCAUCCGAGAUAUAUGGUCAAGUGAUAAGACUCUAGCGAUGCAAAUCCUCAGUCAGGAAGUCAGCAACAUACAGUGCAUCAGCAAGGGAUUCUUCUUAGCGUUCGCCAUAGAGCGAAUGCAAAAUGUAUUUCAGGAGAUGCAGUAUCUUUGGAAAACUUACCGCCCCAGUCAGGAUAAUCGAAAAAAAAUUUUGCUAGGUGCACAUCAGACAUUUUCAUUUUGUAAAAUUUAUUUUUUCGUUCUACUCAGUUGUUCAAUUAGCUAUUUUCUCUGCCUCAUACCAUCUCUUUUCAAUUUAGCUCAGCAAUAUCGGAACCGAGAGGCGAACAACUACACGUAUGAUUUUUCCCAAAGACUCGGACUUGUGAAAUAUCCAUUUGAAAUACCCAACAUACCGACUUACCUUUUGAUAGUAUUCCAGGAAGCAUUUUAUCUAUUUUAUACUGCAGCUUUAUUUUGGGUUAGCGGUGAUACCUUGUUCGCCCAAUCUGUAACGCACAUUUGUUUGCAGUUCAAGAUUUUAAAAUAUGACAUCGACGCAACAUUUAAUCGUGAGGAUAUGAGGGAUCACUUGAGCCUGGUUACUAUUGUCAAGAGACACCGUGACCUUUUGAGAAUUUGUAAGUUAAUUGAAGAAGUUUUCAGUCCGAUCAUUCUUUCAAUUAUGCUAUUAUCAUCGCUGAAUUUGUGUGUAAAUGUUGUUGGAAUACGAGGGACGAUAGCAAAAGAAAACUAUCAAGAAACUGCGAUCAAUGUAACCAUCUUCAUGUUGACAUUUCUACAGAUUUUAUUUUAUUGUACUUUUGCUGAAAAAAUAAGUGAAGAGACCAGAUCACUGGCAGAUACAAUAUACAACUGUGAUUGGACAGUGAAGAACUACAAACUCAGAUUUUACAUCCAGCUGAUCAUCAUGAGAUGUCAAAAGCCCUUUUAUUGUACAGCGUAUGGAUUUUUUCCUAUUGGACAUUUGCAAUUAACAACAGUUCUAAAUACAGCUUUUUCAUACUAUAUGAUGCUACAAACUAUGAACUAA